AUGGUUGCCAUAUCUCUUAACUACUGGCUCCCGAAGUUUGUAAUGGAAGUCGCCAAAGAGUCAGGGGAAAGGUAUCCACCCAGAACUGUAUACGGGAUAGUGUGUGGUCUGAAGCGUCAUUUGGGAGACAAAUAUGGCGACGAGAAGUUGAAUCCACUUGAUGCUCACGAUAAAAGGUACGGGAAAUUAAACACGUUGUUUUUGCUUGUUUGGUAUUUUUUAUUUCGGGAAUAGUUUCAGUUUUUCUUUAAAGUGACGUACUCUUGUUGGUGGAUUAAUUACAAUAGGUUCGGCAUUUUUCGGCGUGCCUUAGAUGCAGAGAUGAAGGAUGCUACCAAAGAAGGCCUCCAUAUCAAGUGCCAAAAGGAGGAGAAAGAAUUUGUCACUGCCGAAGAAGAAAGAAAAUUCCGGGAGAUGAACUUAUUAGGAACGAGCUGAAAAAUCUUUGGUUUACGAGGUGGAGAUCAUAGAAAUAUUGUGUUAAAUAAUUUUGAGCUGGGAUCUAAUUUUAUCAAGUUUCAAGAAAAUUCUUGUAAAACUUUUCAUGGAGGAGUCUCUGAUCUGAAAUAUAUUCCCAGAACAGUUAAGCAUAUCUGUCACGAAGAAGGCGUAAAACAC
Messenger RNA from Pocillopora meandrina, 618 nucleotides. NCBI's taxonomy places the organism in Eukaryota, Metazoa, Cnidaria, Anthozoa, Scleractinia, Pocilloporidae. The record is from the annotation of a GenBank genome assembly.